Calypte anna (Anna's hummingbird) is the source of this 1424-nucleotide messenger RNA. RefSeq names its product KIAA1324 ortholog (gene ELAPOR1). Lineage: Eukaryota; Metazoa; Chordata; Aves; Apodiformes; Trochilidae. The annotation marks the transcript as partial. The transcript is spliced from 9 exons. Gene Ontology annotation, biological process: autophagosome assembly; positive regulation of vacuole organization. Gene Ontology annotation, cellular component: extracellular exosome; lysosome; late endosome. The record is from RefSeq and is a predicted model, not a curated record.
AACGUGCUGGGGGGGGUGGCCUCCUUCUGCCGGCGCUGUGUCCCCGAGCCCACAGGGACCUGUGCCCCGUGUCCCCCCGGGAACGUCCUGGACCGUGACUCGGGGACCUGCCGGCCCUGCCCCCCCGGCACCUACCUGCGGGGUCACCCCGCCGAUGGGACCCCCGCCUGCCACCCCUGCGGCCCCGGCACACGCAGCAACCAGCUGCGGUCGCUGUGUUACAACAACUGCAGCCUGGCCCUGGUGCUGCGGGGCCACGUCCUCACCUACGAGUUCCCGGGACUGGGCUCGGGCCGAACCUUGGCCAGCGCCGGCAGCUUCAGCGCCAAGGGCCGGCCCUACCGGCACCUCUACAGCCUGCGGCUCUGCGGCCACCAGGGCAGGAAGAUGGCCACCUGCAGUGACAACGUGACAGAGGCGCGGGUGCCGGCCGGCAGGGACAGGGACACUGCCCGCCUGGUGACAUCGUACGUCUGCCAGGCCAUCCUGGUGCCUGCUGACGUCAUGGGCCGCAAGACAGCGGUGACGUCACAGCCCGUCAGCCUGGCAGACCGCCUCCUGGGUGUCACCACCGGCUCGUCACUGGAUGGUGUCACUGCCCCCCCUGAGCUCUUCCCCCCCGGACCCCCCGACCUGCCCGACAUUGUCUUCUUCUACAGGUCCAAUGACAUGUCCCAGCCCUGCAGCAGUGGCCGGGCCACCACUGUCCGUCUGCGCUGUGACCCGCUGCUCCCAGGCACUGGCACCCUGGCUGUCCCCAGCAAAUGUCCCGAGGGUACCUGUGAUGGCUGCACCUUCCACUUCCUCUGGGUGACAGGCGAGGGGUGUCCCCGCUGCUCCCCCGCCCACUAUCGCCCCAUCGUCGGUGCCUGUGUCGGUGGCAUCCAGAGGACCACCUUCGUCUGGCGGGAGCCGCGGCUGUGCCGGGGGGGGCAGCGGCUGCCGGCGCCGCGGGAGGGGCAGUGCCGGAGCCCCGAGCUGUGGCUGAAAGGUGGCAUCGCCGCGGGCACCGCGCUGGCCCUGCUGCUGGCCGGGGUGGCCACCUACUUCUGGAGGAAGAACCAGCGGCUGGAGUACAAGUACUCCAAGCUGGUGAUGACAGCGGUGGCCAAGGACAGCGAGCUGGUGGCCCCGGACAGCUGCGCCAUCAUGGAGGGGGAGGAUGCCGAGGACGACUUGGUCUUUGCCACCAAAAAGUCCCUUUUUGGCAAAAUCAAAUCCCUGACGUCAAAGAGGACACCGGAUGGGUUCGACUCUGUCCCCCUGAAGACCUCGUCCAGCAGCGGUGGCCCAGAGCUGUGACACUGGGGGGGACACCCGCGACCACCCCCCCCACCCCCCAUCGUGGCCUUAGGGACCCUCCUGGGAGCGGAGCUUUGUUACGGCUUUUGUACCUGUCCCCCCCUGUCCCCCCUUGUCCCCCC